Funneliformis mosseae is the source of this 201-nucleotide messenger RNA. Lineage: Eukaryota; Fungi; Glomeromycota; Glomeromycetes; Glomerales; Glomeraceae. The record is from the annotation of a GenBank genome assembly.
AUGACUCUCAAUACCUCAAAAAAUAUUACGUCUAUCCAAAAAUUGCAACAGCAUACAAAGCUAAACUUGGAUAUUUUCGGAAAUAUUAAUUUUCUCGCUCAGCAGAAUCUAAAUAAACGAAUACCAGUUCAACCUAAAGAACAGUAUUUAAAGAAAGCCUGGAAUACUUUUGGAGAGACGUCCUCCAAAUUUAAAGCUCCC